Messenger RNA from Vitrella brassicaformis, 3736 nucleotides. The record is from the annotation of a GenBank genome assembly. Lineage: Eukaryota; Vitrellaceae.
CUUCGCCUCUCCCCCUCUUCCCCCUCUUUGCACGCGCUGCACAGCUUCCCUCGUCCCAUCAGCAACUGCCCAUUAAUCAAUCGCAUCAGCCAGCCAUGCCGCUGCGUUUCGACAACCAGGUUGCAGUCAUCACGGGUGCGGGUGGCGGCCUUGGCCGUGCCUAUGCCCUCCUGUUCGCCUCCCGAGGCGCCAAGGUGGUGGUCAACGACCUGGGGGUCACCACACACGGCGAGGCGGGCGGCAAGGGGGGCGUCAGGGCAGCCGACAAGGUAGGUACUACGGCGGAUGGCAUGCGAUGCAUGCCAUUGGAUGGCCAGAUGCCAUGUCAGGUGGACGGGUGGCGGCAAUGCGGUCACGGCCAUGUGUGUGUUGUUGGUGUUGAGUGUGUGUCAGGUUGUGGCGGAGAUCAGGCGUGCAGGUGGUGAGGCGGUCGCCAACUAUGACAGCGUGGAGUUCGGCGAGAAGAUCAUCCAGACCGCCAUCGACGCAUACGGACGGGUAAGUGGGUGCAUGACCAUGAUAUGAUGGACACACUCACCCAUCCACUCACUCAUUCGCUCAUACGGACGGAUGCACACGUGUGUGUCGUGUGUAUUGUGUGUGCAGGUGGAUAUUCUGGUCAACAAUGCGGGUAUACUGCGCGACGUGUCGUUUGCCAAGAUGACUGCCAAGGAUUGGGACCUCAUCAUGCUCGUACACCUCAAGGGCGCAUACAGGUCAGCCAGCUGGGCACUUACUUCCCCGCACCUCUCUCUCGACAUACGACAUUGAUUCGGUUUGCGUGUGAUGCAUCGAUGGGAUGGGAUGGAUGUGUCAUCCAGCUGCACCAAGGCAGCGUGGCCGUACAUGCAGAAGCAGAAGUACGGCCGCAUCGUCAACGCUGCCUCGGGCGCCGGGCUGUACGGCAACUUCGGACAGGUAGGUAGACAAACAUGAGAUAGAUGAGUGGGUGGCAGAUACCUUUGUGUGUGCGUGUGUGUGUGUGUGUAUCAGGCCAACUACUCUGCUGCCAAGCUGGGCCUCGUCGGCUUCAGCAAGACACUCGCACGUCAGAUGCGAUGCAUGACACUGACUGCACCAGAAAGACAGACUGACAAGGCAGCACCCAUCCACUGGCUGCGUGUGUGCAGGUGAGGGUGAGCGCCGCAAUAUUAACGCCAACGCCAUCGCCCCCCUGGCGGGCACACGGAUGACUGAGACCGUCAUGCCACAGGUGGGCAAGAGCACACACACACGAUUCCACACCACAUAGUGAGUAGGGUGUGCACGUGUGUUGCAAUGCAGGAGGUGGUUGACGCGUUGAAGCCCGAGUACGUGGCCCCGCUGGUCGCAUACCUCUGCCACGAGUCGUGCAGGGAAUCUGGAGAGGUAGGUACCGUACCCCUGCGGGAUUGGAUUGCCAUCGUCGUAUGUGUGGGCUGCAUUGCACUUAUCGACCCCUAUGUGGACGUCUGUCUGUGUGUCUGUGUGUCAGGUGUUUGAGGUGGGUGCAGGGUGGAUCUCCAAGCUGCGAUGGCAGCGCACACAGGUGGGGGAGGGGAUGCAUGGGUAGGUGUAGGUGUGGGUGCGUGUGCUGGUCCGUGUUCAUUAUCCAUCCAUCCACCCGUCCCGUCCGUGGAUGUGCGUCCGUCCGGCAGGGUCACAUGUUUUCUUCCCCGACCUUCACCGCUGACGACGUCGCUGCCAACUGGGCAAAGGUACACACAAACACAAACACACACACGCGGGCACACACAACGGCACACUCUCACAAACAGACAUGACAGACACGUAAUUGCAUCUCCACCCCGCUUGUCCAAACGUGUCCAUGUGGGUGUCAGAUCACCGACUUCACCGGCGCCACCUACCCCACCAGCCUGCAGGAGUCUAUGGAACUCGUAAGUCCCUCUCGCUGGCCACACACGAACGCAGGCAGGCAGGCAGACAGGGAGGCACAUGCAUCUUUGAGCCUGCCUGUGUGUAUGUGUGUGUGUGGUGCAGGUGAUGCGCCGGCUGGAAGAGUUCAAGACCAGCGGAGCCCCUGCAGCAGCACCACCUGCAGCAGCACCACCCACAGGCGCGCCUACGACGCCCUCUGAGAAACUCUUCAGGUGGCGCGCACCGCACACACGCAUACGAAGCCACACACUCGCCCGCCCGCCGGUGCAUCAAAUUCGUUUUCUGUUCGGCGCAUUGCAGGGUGUUGGAGGCGUGGAUCAAGGUGGGCGACAACGGGCAGAAGCUCGUGCAGAAGGUCAACGCGAGUUUCCACUUCGAUAUAUUGACCAAAAAGGGCGGACCCAUCGCAACCAGCUGGACCAUCGACCUCAAGAACCCACCAGGUCCGCAUUGCAAGGACGUUGCAAUGCACCCCCGUCACACACACACACACGCGAAGGGGCGAGCAAUCGUGCAAUGGAUGGGUCCGUAUACGGGUGGGCUGCAGGUUCGAUCUCUGAGGGCAAGAGCGGAUCGUGUGAUGCGCUAUUCUCGAUGGCGGAUGCGGACUUCGUCAGCGUGGUGACGGGCAAGCUCAACCCGCAGAUCGCCUUCAUGCAGGUACACACCUACACACACCUACACGCGCACGCGCGCUAGUCAUGUGUCCUAUGUGUCUGGUUGUGUCGUUGUUUGUGUGCCCUGCAGGGCAAGAUGAAGGUCAAGGGGAGCAUGAAGGCCGCCAUGAAGUUCACACCAGACCUCUUCCCACCGAUGCCCAACGGACUCAUGGAAAUGGACCUCAACAAAGCUAUCCAAACUUACUGCGGAGGUAACAUCAACUCACCCACCACAGACACUCACUCCUCUCACACACACUUAUAUUUCUCUUGUGUUGCGUGUUUGCAGGCGCAGUACCACCUGCUGCUCCGUCAGCCCGACCUCCUCCAGCAGCAGCUGCAGCUGCUGGUCUGUCGUCAGCGGCCAGCCAGCUGAAGGCGGCCCCCCUGGUGUCCAUGAUGCAGACACACAUGAAGACCACCGCUGGCAAACAGCUUGUCAACAAGGUGGGUGGGUUGGGUCAGCACAGCAGAUAGAUAGAAGAUGGGCAGGCACCGAGGUGCACCUAAGUGGAGUGGACGGGUGGCGUGUGUGGGAUGCGCGUGGUGUGCAGGUGGGUUAUGUGUAUCGGUUUGACGUGUUGCCCAAGAAGGGCGCGGCAGCCGUCUCUUUCACCAUCGACCUCAAGAAUGGUCAGCCGGCGCACACAUAAAGGAUUGUUGUGGCUUGCUUGAACCGUUGUGGUGUGACGCGGCGUGGCGUGGCGUGGCGUGAUUUGUGUAUCAGCUCCUGGCAAAAUUGCCGAGGGAGCGCCGGAGGAGUGCGAUGCCCACUUCACUAUGGUCAGUCCGCACAGAAGAAAGAGAGACCGCAGGCAACCACGGAGAGAAUUACUGCGUGUGUGUGCUCUGUGUGUGCAGGUCGAUGAGGACUUCGUCAGCGUGGUGACGGGCAAGCUCAACCCGCAGAUCGCCUUCAUGCAGGUACACACACACAUGAGCAGCCAAAGACACCGCAUCCACUCCAUCCCUGUGCACACACAUCACAUGCAUUAUGUGUCUUGUCUGGUUGUGUCGCUGGUUGUGUGAAGGGCAAGAUGAAGGUCAAGGGCAGCAUGAAGGCCGCCAUGAAGUUCACACCGGACCUCUUCCCCGCACCAUCCAAGCUGUGACGGACGAAGGAAGAGACGCAGUAUACACACACAUGCAGCCAGACAGACAGACAGACAGACAGCUGCCAAGGGGAAGGACGAUAUGGG